Strongyloides ratti is the source of this 1059-nucleotide messenger RNA. Its product is annotated as Collagen triple helix repeat-containing protein. Lineage: Eukaryota; Metazoa; Nematoda; Chromadorea; Rhabditida; Strongyloididae. The transcript is spliced from 2 exons. The record is from RefSeq and is a predicted model, not a curated record. The coding region runs from base 1 to 1059 and encodes 352 amino acids.
AUGAGAAGUAUGAAAUGUAAAUAUAUUUUACAUGAAAAUAAUAAAAUUUCAUAUUUUAUUAAAUUUACCAUUUUUUUAUGCUUAUUAUUAAUAUUAUUUCAUAUUUUUUCUCUAAAAUUUUUAAUUAAUAAAAUAAAAUAUAUUGAAAAGUUAAGUAAGAGUAAUUUGGAGAAAUUUAAAGAUAUAGAUAAUAAAUUAAAUGAUCAAUUUAAUUUUUAUUACAUUACUAAUGAAGAUUAUAAGAAUAGAAAAAUAAGACAAACAUUAAUUAAUUGUCAGUGUAAUAGUGUUAAUUUUUGUCCCAGAGGUCCUCCUGGUAUUAAAGGUACUGAUGGAAUUCCUGGUUUUCCAGGAAAAAAUGGUUUACCUGGUGAACCGGGACAAAUUUUUGUAGAAACUGUACAAACAACACAAAAAAUUAUGGAAGAAUGUAGAAAAUGUCCUCCUGGUUUUAAAGGUUUACCAGGAGAAAUUGGAUUACCAGGACCUCAUGGUUUACCAGGUAUGCCAGGUUCUGUAGGAAUGGAAGGAAAACCUGGACAAAUGGGAGCUUUAGGUAUGAUUGGAGAACAAGGUGAUUCAGGAAUGCCUGGUCCAAUUGGAGAAAAAGGUUUUAAAGGUAGUGAUGGUAUAAGAAGAUUACAAGGAUUACAAGGAAAACCUGGAUCUAAAGGUCAAACAGGAAAAAAAGGAGAAACAGGUUAUCCUGGUUAUGAUGGAAAACCUGGGAAUCCUGGUGAAAAAGGGCCACCUGGACGACCUGGAUUUGAUGGUAUGCCUGGAACAAUGGGUCGACAUGGUUUAGAAGGAAUACCAGGAGUAGUUGGAACAGAUGGUGGAUAUUGUAAAUGUCAAAGUCCUACAUCAAGAGGAAAAACAGAAAAUGAGGAAUACGAUCAAAAACAGUCAUAUGUAAUGGAUGAAUUAUACUCUGAUCAUUCCUCAUUUAAUAUUGGCAAAAUAACUAAAAUAAAAAAUAAAAAUUUUAGUAAAACAACUAAAACGGCACUAAAUUUGUCGAAUACUGAUGAUGACAAAAACUAUGAUUUAUCUAAAUAA